AAAUCACAUAAGCACAGUGGGGCCAAGCAGAUGGGCUUAAAUGAAGCAGGCAACAGUCAUGCAAAUCCCUCAUCCACCUCAUUACCAGGGAUAAACACAGCGUUUAAAUGAUAUUAAAACAAUUCUAUUUGGAAAUGUAUUUGGAUUGUUUUGACUUUGGAACGAAAAACAAAAAAAAAAACUAAAAAAAAAAAUCUGAUCUGACCAAUUCAGCUCUGGAGUGUGAUGGCAUAAUCUGAGCAUCAUCUCUAGCAUCUAGAGGGUUAAGCAAACACCUCCCACACACACAAAAAAAAAAGAGACUCUCCUUGUGUGGCAGGAAAAAGAAAUACUAGCAUAUUGAGUGCAAGGGGAUUCUUCUCAGUGGGAGAAGGAAAAACAGGUAAUUUAUCCAAAGAAUCUGCCAGGAUUAAGACGCCAAAUUAAGAUCCAACAAGCAUGGCACAGAAUUGGACCUUCUGAAUAUUUGAUGCAUACAGUGUGAGUGAGUCGCUGUGCCAUGGGUAAUAGCGGAGAGGUUGCAAAGUGACUUGGACAUGUUUGUGGCAGGCUUGGCUAACUCUUGGUCAGCUGGAUCACAUCUUCAGUCUGGUUGUGUCCUCUAGCACGAAAUGCCAGAGCUCAGCCAUUCUUAUAAUGACAAUAUCUCUAAUGGCACCUCUCCAGACACCGUGCCCGAGAAAUGCUGGUUGGCACUACUCACUCUAAUGGUCAUUGUGCCCACCAUAGGAGGCAAUAUUCUGGUCAUCUUGGCCAUUUCUCUGGAGAAAAAAUUGCAGAACGCUACCAAUUACUUCCUCAUGUCUUUGGCUGUGGCAGACUUGCUGGUUGGGAUAUUCGUGAUGCCAAUCGCCCUUCUCACCAUUCUCUUCAGACCGCAAUGGCCACUACCACAAUGCUUGUGUGCCAUCUGGUUGUUUUUGGAUGUUCUGUUCUCCACAUCAUCUAUCAUGCACCUCUGUGCCAUAUCACUGGAUCGCUACAUUGCCAUAAAGAAACCUAUUCAAGCCAGUCAGUUCAACUCCAGGGCUAAAACGCUCAUCAAGAUAGCUGUGGUGUGGGUGAUAUCAGCAGGAAUCGCUGUUCCUAUCCCAAUCCAAGGCCUCCUUGAUCCUAGCACAAUUUUCAACGAAAACAACACCUGCGUGGUACGAACCGAGCACUUCAAGUAUUUCAUCAUCUAUGGAUCUAUGGCUGCAUUCUUUGUCCCAUUUGGAAUCAUGGUAGUUAUUUAUUUUCUGACCAUUCAUCUGCUAAGAAAGAAAGCCUAUCUCAUUAAAAACAAACCACCUCAAAGACUGAACUGGUCCACAGUGUCUACAGUUUUUCAGAGAGACAUGACCCCGGGGUCAUCACCAGAAAAGGUGGCCAUGCUGGAGAGGAGAGAUAGGCCGCUGGCUAUUACAAGUGAUGAAUUUCCAAUUCGCAGACUAUCCAGUGUGGGGAAAAAGUCCAUGCAGACAAUCACUAAUGAACAGCGGGCUUCAAAAGUUCUAGGAAUAGUCUUUUUCCUUUUUGUUUUUAUGUGGUGUCCAUUCUUUAUCACCAAUGUGGCUUCAGUUUUGUGUCCCCCGGAUAACUGUGAUCCCAAUGUAAUUAAAAUGCUGAUGGAGAUUUUUGUUUGGGUGGGAUACAUUUCUUCCGGUGUCAACCCACUGGUCUAUACACUCUUUAAUAAGACUUUCCGAGAUGCCUUUGGACGGUAUAUCAAAUGUAACUUCCGUGGCAUGCAUUCUGUUACACUUUUGCGCAACUGCUCAAGUCGCAUCUCAUUCCGAAACUCUAUGGCUGAGAAUUCCAAACUGAUCAUGAAGCAUGGAAUGAGAAAUGGGAUUAAUCCAGCAAUGUACCAGAGCCCGCUAAGGAUGUGCAACUCUCAGCUAGAAUCCACAGCUAUUUUGCUUGACACAUUAUUACUGACAGAAAAUGAAGCUGGUAAAACUGAAGAGCAAGUUAGCUAUGUGUGAGUGGGACAAAAACAAUGGCUACAUUAACCGGUAGAAACUAAAAACUACAGUAUAUACACUCUGUAGUAGAAUACCAUUUCAUUCAUUAUUUAUAUGUAUCUAUUACAGUUCAGUCUCACAUGGUCCAACGCAUUGAAUAAUCUGGCAUGGUGGAAUAAAAAGAUCUCCAGAGCGAGGACCAGCUCCAACCCUUGACAACUAACAUCGCUAUCUGGACAACAUCUGUGGGACCUCAACUGACCACAAACAAAGCACUGUUCACAAGUAAAUCGCAGAAAUAUGGAAAUGGAAAUUUGAAAAAAUUAUAUGAGGGAGGCUUGGAAAGAAUUGAGCAAAUAAGUAACUGAAUACAUUUAAAGAAUAUAGGGGUGGUGCAUGGCAUCAACUAGGACACUUGGUUUUGCUUUCGAACGCAGGUGAACGGGUGAACGGGUCAGAUCGACAGCACCGCAUAACUCUUGCUCUCAGGAUUGCCAAACUUUUUCUGCUGCGUCCAAUCUGCACUGACAAAUCUAAUCUAUUAUAAGAUAACAUUUAUUGAUUAAUUUGAGCAGGGUUAAGCCUACACAUCCUGUCCAAGCACACAAAUUUGCAUUAUUCAGUGAUGGCAUUUAUAAACGGGCAGGAUGUGACAGCACAGGGUCACUUUGGCAGGUCCUAUCUGCUUAUUUUGUUGUGGUCAUUCUUGUUGGUUUGUAAAGACUAAGACAAUAAACCUAUGUAGGU
Pelobates fuscus (common spadefoot toad) is the source of this 2693-nucleotide messenger RNA. It is a transcript of the gene HTR2B, whose product is annotated as 5-hydroxytryptamine receptor 2B. Bases 612 to 1967 code for a protein of 451 amino acids. The record is from RefSeq and is a predicted model, not a curated record. Lineage: Eukaryota; Metazoa; Chordata; Amphibia; Anura; Pelobatidae. The transcript is spliced from 3 exons. Gene Ontology annotation, cellular component: plasma membrane; dendrite. Gene Ontology annotation, biological process: heart development; smooth muscle contraction; release of sequestered calcium ion into cytosol. Gene Ontology annotation, molecular function: neurotransmitter receptor activity; G protein-coupled serotonin receptor activity.